Messenger RNA from Alternaria rosae, 2446 nucleotides. RefSeq names its product armadillo-type protein. Lineage: Eukaryota; Fungi; Ascomycota; Dothideomycetes; Pleosporales; Pleosporaceae. Gene Ontology annotation, biological process: vacuole inheritance; nucleus-vacuole junction assembly. The record is from RefSeq and is a predicted model, not a curated record. The transcript has 7 exons. Gene Ontology annotation, molecular function: protein-membrane adaptor activity; protein binding. Gene Ontology annotation, cellular component: fungal-type vacuole membrane. The coding region runs from base 388 to 2076 and encodes 562 amino acids.
CCUUGGAAGACCGCGAACACCUUCAGAGCUGCUCGAGGGUCGCAUAGCAGCCAGAACACACAGAGCACAAACGCAUCGACGCGGCUCUCUACUGUCAAAUCUACGUCGUCUUCACGUGAAGCUGGCUAGCUCGACGCUUGUGACUGCAUGCACGGGCGACGCUGCCGCGCUACUGCUAGACACCUCCAAGUUCCCUCUGCCAAGCUCGAUUCAACACCCUGGGGCGGGUGACAACAUCACCAAGCUCAUCAACCCAUCGCACCGGCCCAACCUGUCUCCCGUCGCCAGCUGCACGCAUUCUUCACUGCGCCACGGCAUUGUUGGCUGAACCUGCAGAGCCGAUAGUAACUUCGAUCGGCCGGACUGCGACCGUCUGCGCCUCCAGCCAUGGGCGUCUCCGACCUCUGCUACCGUUUCUUCUGCUGCGGCGGCCGCUCAAGAGACAGCAUAUAUGACCCAGUGUUGGCAGACAGCGAGCGGGAAGCUGUUGCCGACCUGCUGGGCUUCCUCGAGAACCGAGCCGAGACCGACUUCUUUUCUGGCGAACCCCUCCGCGCGCUGAGUACGCUUGUAUACUCGGACAACAUCGAUCUACAACGGUCCGCAAGCUUGACCUUUGCCGAGAUAACGGAGCGAGAUGUCAGAGAGGUUGACCGAGACACCCUGGAGCCUAUUCUGUUCCUGCUCCAGAACCCCGACAUCGAAGUGCAGCGUGCAGCGAGUGCCGCCCUGGGCAAUCUGGCGGUAAACACCGAGAACAAGGUAGCCAUUGUCGCACUUGGAGGUCUUGCGCCAUUGAUCAAGCAGAUGAACUCGCCCAACGUCGAGGUGCAAUGUAACGCCGUCGGGUGCAUCACCAACUUGGCUACACACGAAGACAACAAAGCGAAGAUCGCACGCUCCGGCGCACUGCAGCCUCUCACAAGACUAGCAAAGUCCAAGGAUAUGCGCGUGCAGAGAAAUGCCACUGGCGCGCUGCUGAACAUGACGCAUUCAGACGACAACCGACAACAGCUCGUAAACGCUGGCGCUAUUCCCGUCCUCGUUCAGCUGCUAUCCUCAUCCGAUGUCGAUGUCCAGUACUACUGCACCACGGCCCUCAGCAAUAUUGCGGUCGAUGCAAGCAACCGCGCCAAGCUGGCACAGACUGAGGGCAGGCUGGUUGGCUCCUUGGUACACCUCAUGGAGUCGUCUUCGCCCAAGGUGCAGUGCCAGGCUGCACUCGCUCUUCGUAACCUAGCAUCGGACGAGCGCUACCAGCUCGAAAUUGUACGCGCUCGUGGUCUACCCUCCCUCCUCCGCCUGUUGCAAUCGUCCUACCUACCGCUUAUUCUAUCCGCCGUCGCAUGCAUACGAAACAUCUCUAUCCACCCUGCCAACGAAUCGCCUAUCAUCGAAGCUGGCUUCCUCAAGCCCCUGGUAGAUCUGCUCGGCUCCACCGACAACGACGAGAUCCAAUGCCACGCAAUCUCCACCCUGCGCAACCUCGCGGCAAGCUCAGACAAGAAUAAGCAAUUGGUUUUGGAGGCGGGUGCUGUGCAGAAAUGCAAGUCGCUCGUGCUCAACGUGCGACUCCCGGUGCAGUCUGAGAUGACGGCAGCAAUUGCCGUUCUUGCCCUUAGUGAGGAGCUCAAGCCUCAUCUGCUCAACCUGGGCGUCUUCGAUGUACUCAUUCCACUCACCGAGUCGGAGAGCAUCGAGGUCCAAGGCAACAGCGCGGCCGCUCUGGGAAACUUGUCUUCCAAGGUUGGUGAUUACUCGAUAUUCAUUCAGAACUGGACGGAACCCGCAGGCGGAAUCCACGGUUACCUCCGUCGCUUCUUGGCGAGCGGAGACCCAACCUUCCAGCACAUCGCUAUUUGGACGCUGCUACAGCUACUCGAAUCGGAAGACCAACAGCUAAUGGAGCACAUUGGCAAAUCGAACGAAAUCAUCGACAUGGUGACCGAGAUCGCCGAGCGCAAUAUCGAAUCGGACGACGAGGACAACGAAGACGGCGAAGGCGAAGUCGUCACCCUCGCACGCAGAUGUCUUGAGCUGCUUGGCAAGAGCCCCAAAACUCUCGUCGAAGGAUAGAGAAGAGUUGGAUCGCAUCUUAUACCCUGUUUAUCGGUUGUUCAUCGCGUUGGCACUCUUGCUCGUAUCCGCCAUAUUCCGGUUCUCUGCUAAUGCGUUCAUGUUAUACACUGCUUUUGGGCAUCUUGGAGGCUGGCGUUCAGGGAGCACAAUCAUCCUCAGUAUCUCUAGCGAGCAUUGGCGGAGCGGGCUUUACAUACAUUGGCAUGCACAUAACUUACCACUACUCUUACCUGAGCAUUCGACGCGGACAAAUUUGUAAUUGAUAGAGUUGGAUCGAGGCUUCGGUCAUCAGGAAAUGAAUUAGAUGAUGUCCCAAGACUCGUUGGCCUUUUAGUGAUGGAGUGCUUCUUAACGAUGAUUGUGUAGC